AUGCCCGAUCACGGCCGUGCUGAGGCUGCGGCAACCUGUGGCAAGCGAGGCAGGCACAUGGCGCGCGCAAUUCUGGUGGUUCUGGAUUCGGUGGGCAUUGGCGGUGCGGCCGAUGCGGCGUCUUUCGGCGAUGAGGGCGCCAACACGGUCGGCCACAUCAUCGACAGGGCGGCCGCCGGCGAAGCCGAAAAUGACGAUCGCAGCGGCCCGCUCGACUGCCCGAACCUGGCCCGGCUUGGCCUCUUCCACGCGGCCGAACUGGCGUCCGGCCAUGCGGGCGCGGCCGCGCUGAAGCCGGCGCGCGUGGACGGCUUCUGGGGCGCCGCGCAGGAGGUCUCGCACGGCAAGGACACGCCUUCCGGCCAUUGGGAAAUCGCCGGCGUGCCGGUUCUUUUCGACUGGGGCUAUUUUCCGCACGAGGUGCCUGCUUUUCCGCAAUCCCUGCUCGAGGCGAUCUACGCCGAAGCGGGCAUUGAGGGCUCGCUCGGCAACCGGCACGCAUCGGGCACCGAGAUCAUCGCCGACCUGGGCGAAGAACACCUGCGCACAGGGUUGCCGAUCUUCUACACAUCGGCCGACUCGGUCUUCCAGAUCGCCGCGCACGAGACCCGGUUCGGACUCGACCGGCUUUAUGCGCUCUGCGAGACCGUCCGGACGCUGGUCGACGAUAUGAACAUCGGCCGGGUGAUCGCGCGGCCGUUCGUCGGCGAGAACGCAGCCAGCUUCGAGCGGACCGGCAAUCGCCGCGACUAUUCGGUCCUGCCGCCCGCACCGACCCUUCUCGACCGCACCGUGGCGGCUGGCGGACGGGUGAUCGCGGUCGGCAAGAUCGGUGACAUCUUCGCCCAUCAAGGGGUCAGCGAGGUGCGCAAGGCAUCGGGUAACGCGGCGAUCGGCGAGACCACGCUGAAGGCCAUCGACGACGCCGGCGACGGCGACCUGGUGUUCGCCAACUUCGUCGAUUUCGACAUGCUGUACGGCCAUCGCCGCAACGUCGCCGGCUAUGCGGCCGCACUCGAGGCGUUCGACCGGUAUCUGCCGGAGCUGACCGGCAAGCUGCGCGACGGAGACCUCUUGCUGAUCACCGCCGAUCACGGCUGCGAUCCGACAUGGAGCGGCACCGACCAUACGCGCGAGCGGGUGCCGAUCGUCGGGUUCGGACCGGGCCUUGCCGCGACCGGCGUCGGCAUCCGCCCGACAUUCGCCGACAUCGGCGAAACGCUGGCCGACCAUCUGGGCAUCGGCGCCGAUGACGACGGCACCUCGUUUCUGGGUGAGCUGACGGAUCGUGCCUGA
Molecule: messenger RNA, 1296 nt
Organism: Effrenium voratum
Lineage: Eukaryota; Dinophyceae; Suessiales; Symbiodiniaceae
Source: the annotation of a GenBank genome assembly